AUGUGGACCUCAUCGAAACCUCGAACGGGAAUCAGGGUGGACGGACAACCGAUAGAACCCAUCGAUGAGUUCUGUUACAUGGGUUGUGUGCUGGAGAAAAACUGCAGCUAUGAGAAAGACACACUGCAAAGAUGCACUAAGGCCAUUUAUGCAUUUAUCUCCUUUGUCGACCAAAUCUCCAACGAAGUCAAGCUGUUAGUCUACCUAUCCACGGUUCGCCUCAUCAUGAUGUACGGAUCGGAGACUUGGGCGGCACCAACUACCAACUGCGGUGAUGAACAGGAGUUUGUCGAUUUCAAGCUAGAGGAGGCCAUGUGGGCGAAAACGGAAAUCUCUGACAAAGCUGGUGAAAGAGGACCUGAGGACAUUCGGUGUGGAUAG
Necator americanus (New World hookworm) is the source of this 381-nucleotide messenger RNA. RefSeq lists its product as uncharacterized. The record is from RefSeq and is a predicted model, not a curated record. The coding region runs from base 1 to 381 and encodes 126 amino acids. Lineage: Eukaryota; Metazoa; Nematoda; Chromadorea; Rhabditida; Ancylostomatidae. The transcript is spliced from 2 exons.